AUGGCUUCUUCUCGUGUAAUCUUGAUCCUUUCCGUUUCCAUGGUUUUGCUUUCCUCAGUUUCAAUGGCUACUGAUCAUAUUGUUGGUGAUGAUAAAGGCUGGACUGUUGAUUUCAAUUACACUCAAUGGGCUCAGAAGGUUGUUUUUCGUGUUGGUGACAAUCUUGUUUUCAACUAUAACCCUUCUUUCCACAAUGUUUUCAAAGUGAAUGGCACACUAUUUCAAAACUGUACUUUUCCGCCGGAAAACGAAGCACUUUCUACCGGAAAAGAUAUCAUUCCGUUGAAAACUGAAGGGAGGAAAUGGUAUGUUUGUGGAAAAGGUGAUCACUGUGUUGCUCGUCAAAUGAAGUUUGUUAUCACUGUUCUAGAAGAAGGUGCACCUACGCCUUCUUCUCCUCCACCGUCUUCCACUGCUCACUAUGUUGUAUCUUCUGUGUUUGGAGUUGUCAUGACAGUCGCGGUUGGUAUUGCAACCAUCUUUGCAUGA
Molecule: messenger RNA, 489 nt
Organism: Lathyrus oleraceus (garden pea)
Lineage: Eukaryota; Viridiplantae; Streptophyta; Magnoliopsida; Fabales; Fabaceae
Product: blue copper protein 1a
Exons: 2
Coding region: 1-489 (162 amino acids)
Cellular component (GO): plasma membrane
Molecular function (GO): electron transfer activity
Source: RefSeq, a predicted model, not a curated record